AUGGCAGAAACUUUGAAAACACCUUCGACAUCUGCAGUAAAUUCUACAAGGGUGGGAAAGUUUACGCGCCUUAGUGCCAGGAAUAGAAAUCUUAAGUCUGAUCGAACUCCUUGGCUUUCAAGAAGACAUACACCCUACGUGAAAACGCCAAAAACAGGGCGUACUACCCGAAGCCACACAAACGGUGACUGCGGAUCGAGAGAAAACCUUCGAUCGAAAAUUACAUCGGCCGAAAUCGAAAGAAAAACAUCAAAUUCAAAGGAUUACAAGAGAUCAACUAAUGAACUUACAAAGAAUACAAGAAAUAUUGAACAGAUACAAGAUCCAGUUCGAGAUAUCGUGGGUAAAACACUGCGGGUGUAUCAGGCUUCACCUCUUCACAACUUUGAUCGGAAGAUCAGAAGAUCUUUGGAGACCUAUGGGAACCAACUGUCAGCUUUUCUACAGCUAGAAACGGAAAAACAGCUCCUAUUUGACGAAAAUGGAAAUAUAAGAGAUAGGAAAUUCAAAGUGCAAUUCUCUGUUCAUAACGAUAUUUCAGCUGAAGGCUCAAAAUUUUCAGCUGUGCAUGUGAAAAUAUUGGUCUGCAGUACCGUCAGUCCAUCGUCAAAGCCUCUGGAGGAAAUGGAACCGUUUAUUCCGAUUUUGUCAACUAUGUUUUGCUCUGUGGGAAGCGAGGAAGAGGAGGACGCCAGACUUCAAGAACACUUUACCUGUCUACCUAUCUGCCUAAUCAACGGGCCUGUUAAUUUCUCUAAACUGUUGAUCAGCUGGUUUCAAAGCCAGUUAGAUUGUAGAAUUACCCCAAUGACUUUCUCAUCUGUGGAACUUGGUUGGUAUUUCUCGCUAUGGGCUGGCAUGUGUUCGCCUGAGAAAUCUUCGACAAUCGAACUUUGCUAUGAUGCAUCAUCGGUGGGAGGUCUCACCAGAAUCUUUUACAGCAUCGAGGGCAGGGAUGCUAAACAACUUUGGGAUAUUGUCCAUGUGAGCAAUUCGUGUAUUUUUACGGAAGAAGAAUCCGUGACAUUUCUCGGGGCAUUGAAGAAACAUUUCUAUUACCAUUUCAAUAUCAAUUUGGAAGGACUACCUUUAACAAGAGUGCGUACUGCUGUGGCGUUCGUGGCAUGCGAGGGAAAGCUUAAAAUUGUGCAUCCUCGCUUUACUGAUCAUAUUUUAGAGCAGCUGACAAGAGCAGCGUUAACUAAGGAAUUUUACGGAAGAUUGUGAAAAUGAUUUUUAAAGCGAAGCUCGGAUUCUAGUCUAAAUUCGGCAACCAAGAUUUUCGGAGAUUGACCUGAUUGUCACGCAAUCAUGUUAUGGCAGAAAGCUUGUGUGACAAGGCCUCCAAAUGUAGCUCCUUCAAAAAAGGAAGUACCAGCAUCUUUUUAUCAUUUUAGAAUACAACAAGAAAUCCAAUUCCUUCAUAAUUAUGUAGCUAUCAGGAUACCAGAAAGCAAAUGCAAGUUAUAACAAAUACUGAGAGUGAAAUAAUUUUAAGGUUUCGCUUUUCAUUUUAUCACCUAAUCAAAUUUUACAAAGUUGUAAAUAAGUACCUUUUUUAUUUGCUUUCAUUCACAUUCAAAAGUUUUGUAAGCCAAAUGAUUUACUGAAACUAAAAUCAUAAUUACAUCAAGUAACUUCGCUUUUGAACCUCCAGUUGUAAACAUCUGGCUUUCUUGCUUAAAUUCCAAAUGACCAAAAAAACUAUUUGGAUGUAAAUAGAAUGCCAACUGUAUACUAUCACACAGACUUCUGCAAGUUUAUGGUUUGGCCACAUCACUGGCCAAUACAGCCUUGUAUGUUUUAAUAUAUUAUUAGAAUCAGACUUUGCAUUUUGGGGAAUUGCAACCAAUUGAUCAACUUUAAAUGAAACUGAUUACUAGAUUUCCUAUUGUUAAUAUUUUUCAGAUGUAUUUUGAACUAAAUGAAAAGAAUAAAG
This is a messenger RNA of Stylophora pistillata, 1939 nucleotides long. Its product is annotated as centromere protein L. The record is from RefSeq and is a predicted model, not a curated record. NCBI's taxonomy places the organism in Eukaryota, Metazoa, Cnidaria, Anthozoa, Scleractinia, Pocilloporidae.